Molecule: messenger RNA, 1853 nt
Organism: Enterobius vermicularis (human pinworm)
Lineage: Eukaryota; Metazoa; Nematoda; Chromadorea; Rhabditida; Oxyuridae
Source: the annotation of a GenBank genome assembly
AUGGCUAAUUAUGAAUGGGAGGGCGAAAAUGCAUCGAAGAGUGCUGCAACAGCCGUAGCAACAAUGUCCCUUUCCGAAGGUCAGUCGUCACGGGUCUAUUUUGCAUCUGUUGAUAAAUAUGAAUCUGCAUGCGCUCUUCUACGAGACUUCUGUGCUCGAACUAGCUCACAUGGCAUUCCACUUAUCGGAUCUCCAGCGUUUUUUAAUCGUUGUGUUUGGACAUUUAUAACAUUAUUUUGCUUUAUCGCCUUCCUAGUUCAAACCUACUGGACACUGUCAGACUAUUUGCAAUAUCGAACAAUUAUCGAGAUGCAAUUAAAAUUUGAACCAGCACCGUUUCCGGCAGCAACAGUAUGCAAUCUAAAUCCUUUUAAGCACAGCGAAGUACUAAAAUAUGAAGAUUUGGCCAGAGGUCUGAAUAUUUGGACAAAUGAGAUGGACAAAAUGGAUGCCUCAAAACGAAUGAUUCAUGUUCGAAAAAAACGUGAACCAGUAGUUUACGAGCCUAUUAAAGUCCAAUGCAGGUGUGUGUAUGGUAAUUCACACUGUGUACCAAAACGAGAUCCAUUUUCACAAAAUGAUACCAUGUGCAUAUGUUUCAAAGAUAAGUCAAGUUCAAAUAUAUGGCCUUGUUACCCUGAAGUUGUAUGGGAAGAAGAGAAAUGCUACAGCUGUUCAACAACCAACACGUGUAUACAUCCAAAAAGAUUUCCAAAACCUGAAGAUUUACUGCCAGAAGAACCUACCCGAUGUCUUUGUCAAUCUGUCACUCAUAACUGUGUUGUUUUUACUGGGGAUAUUCCGAUGUGGACACCUUACAAAUAUUCUGCGUAUGUUACAUCGCCAGAUGCAGACAACGAAGAACUGAAAGCUUACGGCAUGAAGGAUAAAAACGAUUUAACUUCAAAAACUGUUGGUGUAAAAGAAGCAAUAAUAAAUUUGGUAGCUGCUAUGCCAAGGGAACAUCGUCAAAACCUGUCAUAUACACUGCAUGAAUUCGUACUUCGAUGUUCCUUCAACAACUUCAAGCUUCACAUGGACCCGGUGUACGGAAACUGUUAUACGUUUAAUUUCAACGAUUCAGUGGAACUGAAAAAUAGUCGAGCAGGACCCAUGUACGGUCUUCGUUUGUUGCUAAACGUUAAUCAGAGCGAUUACAUGCCUACCACAGAAGCAGCAGGAGUUAGACUGGUUGUACAUGAACAGGAUCAGGAGCCAUUUCCAGACACAUUCGGUUACAGUGCUCCAACUGGAUUUAUAUCAUCUUUUGGACUGAAAACGAAAGUACUGCAUCGACUUCGUGCUCCUUACGGAAAGUGUGAGGAUGAUUUUCGACCAGAAGGAUAUAUCUACGAAGAACACUACUCACCAGAGGGUUGCUAUCGAAGUUGUUUUCAACAUGCUGUAAUAAACACUUGUCAGUGCGGCGAUCCGAGAUUCCCACUUCCUCCUGGUUUCAGCCAUUACUGUGAUAUCAAAAAUAAUACCGAAAUGGCAUGUAUGUCAAAUUUUACUGGCUUAAGAGGAUUCCACCAUAUUCAACAUGAAUGUAAUUGCGUCCAGCCGUGUAAUGAAAAUGUAUUUGAGACAGCAUAUUCGUGUUCUGCUUUCCCUGCGUUAAUGUUUAACCUUGGUUCAAAGUGUCCUGGAGUGCCGGAAAUCAGUAACAACUCACAAGACUGUACUGAAUAUUACAGAGUGAAUACAGCAUACAUUGAAAUUUAUUAUGAACAACUCAAUUUUGAAACUCUUAAGGAAACUCCGGGAUACACUCUUGUCAACCUGUUUUCUGAUUUUGGUGGUAACAUUGGGCUUUGGAUUGGUUUUUCAAUCAUCACAAGUUUGUGUUAAAU